This is a messenger RNA of Cantharellus anzutake, 2292 nucleotides long. RefSeq lists its product as uncharacterized. Lineage: Eukaryota; Fungi; Basidiomycota; Agaricomycetes; Cantharellales; Hydnaceae. The record is from RefSeq and is a predicted model, not a curated record. The transcript has 6 exons. The coding region runs from base 323 to 2218 and encodes 631 amino acids.
CAUGCUGAGUUGUCCUCUACUCGAGCCUUCGAACCUCUCUUACCACAGAGGUGGCAUUACUGCGAAUGGGAAUUAAUAUGACGCUGCAAGCGGUACUGAAAAGUGAAGAGUAUAGGAGGACCAUGUCAUUUUUGCCAUUCAAUCAAAGGCUCUAAAUCCACAGGACCCGCUACAGAGUAGCGGGAAAAACAACAGGGGGAGGAUUAGGGUAUUAGAGGAUCUCUUGCCAUAGGGUUUUCGCGUCGCAAAGAUUGACAUUGUCUCAAACACCAUCUGUAACCUUUCGCCCCCCCAGAGACGAAUCAUAUCCAAAUCGCCCUCUAUGAGCUCUCCAGCUACCACACCUAACGAUGAAUUGAUAUUCUACUGUCCACAUCCUAACCUUACUGUUCGCGACGUAUUGGUCAUCACUGAAAAUCCAUACUCACAGAGAAUUGCUCAUCUGUGGAACCUGGCCAAGGCAUUGAAUCCUCGUUUCGGUGAUGUUUACAGAGCAUCCUGCAUAUUCUACCUCCCGUCCGACUUGCCUAUCGAGCCAGCCGACACCUUGUUCUCUCGCAGCCGAGAUUGGCUCCGGCAGCACCGUGAGGAUGGCCGAAGGGCCUGCAUCAGCCAAUUUGCCCGCAAUGCCUUCCUUGCUGUGCCACCUCCUGACGGGGUUCAUAUUCUUGUCGUCAACGAAGAAAUUCUUGAGGGCCUGGAUGAUCUGGGGGACCUCGGUGCCCUAGCGCUUAAACAACGCACAAAGGGCAUCAAAUCAUUCCGGGAUUCGCUCCCUUCACCAUUAUCCGGUGUCUCUUCCUUCGAGGGCGUGGAGCGGGUCGUCAGCGCCAAAAACAACUUUCAUGCCGGGCGACCUGCGGGAAAUUUCGGCCCCCCUGUUUCUUUAUUCAAUCAUGCUUUGGGCCUGUUUGACUAUCACCUGCGCCAUCUAGACGAUGAAUCCUCCACUGUCCAUCCUCCUCCAGCCCUCAUUGAACUGGCACAUCAGUUCAUGGUUGCUGCUGCGAAUAGCUACCCCACCGAGUUCACGCGUGUGGCAGUUAUCAAAGACAUUCUCAGCCGGAUCGUCGCUGUGCCACUAAACUGGGAGGUCUCGCAAGCUCAGUUCGGCAUUUGGCCGAAUGCUAUCAAUUUGGACGACACACCUUUCUUCGUGGUGGAGGUGACGAACGAGGCUGGUCUAGAAGGAGAUGCCUCUCUACAGGCAGCGCUGUCGUAUGCGCAUAUUGCAUCAUCACCUUUGGACAAGGAUUCAUCGAAGCCUUCGAACUAUCCUGCCGUUCUCUCGAACUGCCCCGCUGUUCUUUGCGGUAUCAUGGGUAACCUUCUUGAAAUCGGGGUUGCGACGUACACAGAUGGGCCAUACUACAAUCUUCUGUUUUCUGAGCGGUUAUGCCUAGGCUUCUACGCUGCGAAAAAUCUCCUCCGUCUCGCUCGAGCUUUCACCGCCACUCGACAUGUCGUCGCCGACCUCAGGCAAUUCUACACCGCCGCCCUGCCAAUCCCAGGCAACAUCGCACAUUUGUUCCCCUCGCCUCUACCGGUCCCUACCUACACCGGUUUUGUGCCAACCUUGACCUUCACGCGCCGAGUCUCACGAUCGGGCGAGACUGUCGUGUUGGCAGAGGAUGAGGCAACGCGGCAGUCGGGCAUUUACCUUGCCACCAUGACCAAACCUCGCAACAUCGAUGAGGAUACGGUGGUGUCUUCGUCUGUGGACGACACAUCUGAAGUGGUUGUGAAGUUUACCGCGCAAUACCAUCCUGAAGCGCACUGCCUGCUCGCAAAAGCGGGCCUUGCACCAGCGCUGCACGCGUGUGUGCCAGUAUGUGGUGGCUUGUUCAUGGUCGUGAUGGACCGUGUCCAUGGAGAGAUUGCUUGGAAAGCAGUCCAACGAGGAGGGCUCCUUCCCUAUGAGAUCUACAAGGAUAUCGAAAAUGCCGUCGCGCUGCUUCACUCUAACGACCUCGUUUUCGGUGAUCUCCGCACUCCGAACAUCAUAGUUGUCCCUGGUGGAUCUGGCUCGGACGCCCGACGUCGCGGCAUGCUCAUUGACUUUGACUGGGUUGGGGUUCAUGAGAUUGGGAGAUACCCUGCUUCCUUGGACAAUUGUCUGCCGGACUGGGUGUCAGGUAUUAAGCGAUAUGGGAUCAUGGACAAGGCUCAUGAUCUCGCGAUGUUAACCAAGUUCAAGCGCUGGUGCCAUUCAGUUUAGUUUCAGACUUCACGGACUAAACUUCUUGCGCACGGACAUUUCCCUAAAGGAUUGCCCGAUGCUUCCGUUUUUGG